GCCACUUCACCCGGACACUGCUGCCCUGCCUGAACUCCAGUCGGUCAUUUGCAAUGUCUUAUUGGAUCCGUGUAGCCAGUGCGCUCCUUUUUUUCGUGACUUAUUUAAGCGCAGAAGUCACAGUAACUCAGCCGCUUUCGAGGUCCAUCACUCCGGGGCAGAACUUACAAUUAAGUUGUACCAUGGCUGGCGCCAGUUUGGGGAAUGACAACGUUUACUGGUAUCAGCAGAUUCCUGGAAAUACUCCUCGGCUUUUAGUCUAUUAUUGGUCCAGCAAGAGCAGCCCUGGACGAGGUCCGGGAGUUUCAGAAAGGUUCUCCGGCUCGGUGUCAGGCAACACGGGAACUUUCACAAUAUCCAACGUUCAACCAGAGGAUGCUGCGGACUAUUACUGCGCCAUGUGGAAAAACGGUUUAAUAUUCGGAAAAGGAACGAGGGUGGCUGUUGGCAAUCCUCGGCCUCCAGCCAUAUCGGUUCUGCCGCCUUCAGCGGACGAAGUCAAGGUGAAAGGCACCGCCACCUUGGUGUGUUUGGUGAACGGGUUUAAUCCGGGCGCUGUGGAUAUUGAGUGGACUGUGGACGGCAGCGCGAGAAGGGAUGGCGUUGUGACCAGCCGGGUCCAGCAGGAGACGGACAACACGUUCAGUACGAGCAGUUACCUGACUCUGCAAGCCUCCGACUGGAGCUCACAUGAGUUUUACUCCUGUGUGGUUAAACACGAGACUCAAGCAAACCCGGUUCGGGCAAACAUCGUGAGAUCCGGCUGUAUUUGA
Molecule: messenger RNA, 773 nt
Organism: Pristis pectinata (smalltooth sawfish)
Lineage: Eukaryota; Metazoa; Chordata; Chondrichthyes; Rhinopristiformes; Pristidae
Product: immunoglobulin lambda-1 light chain-like
Exons: 3
Coding region: 54-773 (239 amino acids)
Biological process (GO): immune response; immunoglobulin production
Source: RefSeq, a predicted model, not a curated record